Molecule: messenger RNA, 948 nt
Organism: Aspergillus ochraceoroseus IBT 24754
Lineage: Eukaryota; Fungi; Ascomycota; Eurotiomycetes; Eurotiales; Aspergillaceae
Exons: 3
Coding region: 1-654 (217 amino acids)
Cellular component (GO): membrane
Source: RefSeq, a predicted model, not a curated record
AUGGAAAUUGAAACUCAGAUUGAUCAUCUUCCUCGUCAACUGUUUCAAGAUACUCAUUUCCUUCCUGAACACGGUCUCUUUUGCACAAAAUUGCGAAUCCUGAACUCAGCCCUCCUUGUACUCGGAAUGUCCUUCCUCUCUGUCGGUUCGUCGUCCAAGCUCCCGCAAUCCGUUUCGACCCUGGGAGCAGUCGGCGGUAAAGCGUUUGCAGAUGGUGUGGCCAAGGGCAAUAAGAUAAUAGCAACCUAUGCCCCGGUAGUCGCUCAAAAGGCCGUUGAAAUCUCCAAGGACGUCAAGAUCCAUGCAGCGAAUGUUUGUAGUGGAGUGGAGUCGAGUCGCCACAACCCAGGUCUAGCAGCAUAUGCUCUAGCUGGUGUUACUGGCGCUGUACUCAUCGUUGUCCCAGGAAUAGUCUCUGCGCCUCUCCUUGCGAGCGCUGGGUUCACUGCGCCUGGAGUUCAGGCUGGCUCCAUUGGCGCCGCAGCCCAGGCCUCUAUUGGAAAUGUUGCUGCCGGUAGCGCAUUUGCAGCCUUGCAAAGUGCUGGUGCUGGAGGUGCUGCAGGACUUGGUAUUGUAAAUGGCAUCAUACAGGGCUCUGGGGCAGUGAUGCUGGCUUUAAGUGGACCCUUAGGGUAUAUCAAAUCAAGGCUUUGAUGGCGGGUGCAAUGCUCAGGAUAUUAAUGGAACUUGAGGAGAGGGAGCUAUUCCAGCUGUCCCUUUGGGCUUUCUAUCAUGACAAGAAUGAACUCGACUUAUAUGGAAAAGUGCUGAGAACUUAACUAGCAUUGGGAAAUGGUGUUUUAAAGCUCAAAGCAAUAGGACGAGGAGGUCAUCAUUUCACGAGAUAGAGUAAGAUUGAUAUGGAUAUUUCCACCUGGCAUUAUAUUAUUAUGCCCUGUUGACUCAUUACAGUCCUACACAAGGUGACAUGAGGAUUUCCUAUUGUAC